UCGGUAUAUUCACUCAAUUAGAACACCUACUGUCUCUUUUUGAAGGCAUAGGCCUAUUCAUGGUUUCAAAUUUGGCGUUCUCAAAGAGCUAUAGUGCACGCGACAAGUAUCGUAACGUGGCAGGGGAGCGGCUGGUUGAACGCGGCGGCUUUCGCACCGCUGCUGUGCCCUCGCUCUCGGACGGCCCGGCGACACACCACCAAUGACAGCUGCAACGCGCGGGCUGCUGCUGAUUGCAACCAUAGCCUCCGUCGCUGUUGGCGUCUGUGGACAAGGCAAUCAGAUACAGGAGAUUGUCAUCAAAAUUUGUGGUGAACAGCACAUCCAUGUUUCGGAAGUAGUGGUGGACUGCGCCGCCAGGGUAUACGGCGAAAAGGGCAUGCACGUGGCGCUCCGAGAAUGCCUGCUGGCACACCUGUCGGGCCACGAUCCCGGAGCCAGCCUCCGAGUGUCUCCGGCUGCCGUCGAAGAGCUCUGCGCGUGGACCAACGCUUCCGCAGCGAGCAGCGUGCGCACAGACGCCGACGUCGACCAGGUGGUGCCGUACAGAGCUGGAUCCACGUUCUACUGCGCCCUCUCAAAGCUGAAGAUCACGCCGCGUGAGUACAUCCGGUCUUACGAGCAGAAACAAUAAUGGGCCCAGGAUACUACCCUGAGAGACUCCUGUGGUGAUAUUCCGGAUUGCCACAAGGACUACAAGAGCCUCGUCGGUCCGGAGCACGAAGACUGACCAGACUGAAAAAAAGAUGGCAGCCGCGCAGCUGUGAGGAUUUUACUGAGUGUGCGCGCAAUAAAACGCGUCGGAGUUCUC
Dermacentor albipictus is the source of this 811-nucleotide messenger RNA. RefSeq lists its product as uncharacterized. Lineage: Eukaryota; Metazoa; Arthropoda; Arachnida; Ixodida; Ixodidae. The record is from RefSeq and is a predicted model, not a curated record.